AUGACCUUUUCGUUCCCUCAGAGUAGAGAAGACUUUAUGUCAUUGGUGCAACAAGUGGCCAAAGAGGACGUGAAGAGGUGUUUGGCUGGUAUUCCGGUCACGCAUCCUCAUUUGGCCAAGCUGAUGAUGGCUCCUCAUGACUCGAAUUGUUUUGGUCGAACCAGUGCCAAAGAGGAAGAGGAGCAAUUCUUUAAUGCAUUUCGGAACCAACAACAACACAACAACAACAACUCGACAACUCACAUUCAACAAGAGUCAUCAUCAUCGGUUGAAGUUCCAUUAAUCUCAUCGACUAAAUCUAAUAACAAUAAUGUUCAACACUCCGAGCCCCAAUUACCGGACAGAAAUCAACCAAAGCCAUCAAACACCACCAAUGACACCUCUCAAAUUUCCAACAAACAAAGAACACCUGAAAAACCUUCUCCUAAAACAAAUGCAAGAAAAAAAUUGUCGGAAAAAACAAAUAUCAUAAAUCAACAACAAAACUCCAAAAAGAAUGAGCAACCAGCUUCACCUUCUCCAAAGAAAACAUCACCGAAACACACAAGUCCCAACAAUGCUGACAGAAAUGUAUACGAAAGACUAUUGAAACCAACAGUUUCAACACAAAAAAAGUUUGAAAAAGAAACAAAACCUCAAAAGAAGGAAGAAAAGGAAUUUAGAGAAUUGAGAAAGGAGCAAAAAAAGGCGACAUCUUUGUUGUUAAGAAAAACACCUUCAACAAAGAAACAGUCACCAAAAACCUCUCCAAAGAAUAAUAAGAAUGUUUCAUUCUCAGUGGCUCUCGGACAGGUUCAAUAUAAGGACUACUGUGAAGAGGAUAAGGAAAAUAUUAACGAUAUGAAUGAGACUUAUCAAGAAGACAUCGAAAAGAACCUCAAUAACUUAGAUCAUGUAAACUCUUCUCCUCCUUCAACACCUUCCCCUCCCAAUCAGACACAACAGCAAAUAGUGGUUCGAACAUCCCCUCAAACUCCCUCACCGAAGGCCUCUGAAGCCGAAAAUCCCCCAACUGUUGCUCAAACAAACAAUGGUGUUGGUGAUAAAUUAUCUCCAAAGAAUGAUAGAUCACAACCCAAUCCUACCAUUGAAAUUUUGAACCCUGAGGUUGAAGUCUGUCACACUCUUCAAAAAGAUUCUUCACUCAUACCAUCCAAUACAUCCACAAGUUCAACAUCUUCGAACAAAGCAGCACCUCAGAAAAGUACUAUCAAUUAUGAACAGUUAGAGGACAUGGUUAUGAACGAUUUGUUACUGGAACUUGCAAAAGAGCAACACAAAAGAAAAGAAAUCAAACAUCAACAAUUUAAAACUCUACAAGCAAAGAAUAAGCAAAAUCAACAAUUUGAUGAAAUGUUGAAUCUUUUGAGGGAAAUGGAGCAAAAAGAAAAUUUGAUCCGAAAAAGAUAUCAGAACCAAAAUAACUUGGAACUAAGUGACGACACCUCUUAUUUAUCCAGCAGUCUUGAUUCAUCUUCGUCAUUGUCAACAACGGACGUUACGUUACGCAAACAAGUUGUGUUGGACGAGCACACCAAAUCAAAGAUAAGAAAGGCACGACAGAAACAAAAACGAUAUUUUGAGACUCUUUGCAGACCUCAUGAAGUUUCUGUUGAAACUCUAAUGCAAGUAAUUGGGGAGGAUAUCAUCAACGAAGUGUUUAGUGAAGUGUGUCAUGAGUUUUCUGACGCAAUGUCAGACAUUGUGAAAACAGUUUCUGCAAACGAGUUCGGUUGUGUAAACACCAGUACGUUUACAUCAUCAUCGUCAGGACUAGCUUCUUUAGGUCAAAACGAAAGUGGUUUAUCAUUCACCUAA
This is a messenger RNA of Naegleria fowleri, 1818 nucleotides long. RefSeq lists its product as uncharacterized. The transcript has 2 exons. The coding region runs from base 1 to 1818 and encodes 605 amino acids. NCBI's taxonomy places the organism in Eukaryota, Heterolobosea, Eutetramitea, Acrasida, Naegleriidae. The record is from RefSeq and is a predicted model, not a curated record.